This is a messenger RNA of Phoenix dactylifera (date palm), 933 nucleotides long. NCBI's taxonomy places the organism in Eukaryota, Viridiplantae, Streptophyta, Magnoliopsida, Arecales, Arecaceae. The record is from RefSeq and is a predicted model, not a curated record.
GCCCAGCCCGAACUAAUCCACGGCGGAAAUCGCCUUCCGGGAAACGUACUUUCCCCAAUUUCUCUCGCUUCCUCCCUACCGCCCAUGGACUCCCCCUCCUCCAAGCCCCACCACCGCUCCCACCGCCGCAACCGGCGGCGGCGCUGCUUCCUGAUCUCCGCCGCCGCCCUCAUCGUCGUCGCCCUCCUCCUCCUCGUCCUCGGCCUCACCGUCUUCCGGCCCCGCCACGCCAUCACCACCGUCAACUCCGUCCGCCUCGCCGGCCUCCGCGCCGGCCUCGACGUCCCCAACCUCGGCGUCGACCUCAACGUCACUCUCGACCUCAACCUUACGGCCAGCAACCCCAACCACGCCAGCUUCCGGUACGGCGACGGCACCGCCGACCUCUAUUACCGCGGCACCCUCGUCGGCGAGGCCACCAUCCCGCCGGGGGAGGUCUCCGCCGGUGGCUCGGUCCAGACUGACGUCCUUGUCACCGUGAUGGCCGGCCGCCUUAUCGGCAACAAGGCCGUGUACGCCGACGUGAUCUCAGGUUCGGUGCCGUUCACGACGACGACGGAGAUUCCGGGGAGGGUGACGGUCCUCGGGGUGUUCAAGCAUCACAUGGAGACCUAUACUACGUGCGAUAUUGUGGUGAAUGUUCGGAAUCGGACCGUGGAGAACUCGGAUUGCAAGUAUAAGACAAAGCUCUGAGCUUGGCAAUGGGAUUGUUUGCAAGUUAGUAGAGAUUUUACAUCCAAGAUUAUUACUUUUUAUUGUUUAAUACUAGUCUAGACAUUGGAUUGUGCUCUUGAAUGAAUUGUUAUCAGUUGUAAUUGAGCAAAGGCUAUAUUUUUUUCAGCUACGAGUAACAUACUAAAGUCUAAACCUAAUACGAUUGCAUUGUUGAGUUGCUUGCUAUGUUCUGCAAUCGAGCCAAGUUAAAUUCCUAUA